AUGUCUACGAAGGCUUGGAGAUUGACUAUAAGCACAAGCGACGACCGAAUCUUCGUCUACUUCUCCGAUCACGGAAGUACAGGUCUCAUUGCCUUCCCCGUUGGUAGGUUGACAGCAAAGCGACUCAACGAAGCUCUGCUGACCAUGCAUAAACAACAUCGAUUCAAACAGCUGGUAUUCUAUUUGGAGGCAUGUGAAAGUGGUUCUAUGUUUAAAGACAUCCUGAGGAAAAACAUCAACGAGACACUCGACGAGCAGUACCAGUUCGUAAGGGAUGUAACAGAGGGAUCUCAUGUGAUGAACUACGGUAAUCUGAGCAUAGCUAACGAACCAGUGGGAUGGUUCCUAGGCACCAAGAAUCCUUACAUGAAAAGCGAGAGCAGCAAGCCUAAACACAAGAAAGUGUUAUGGCCGUCGAGAGAUGUUGAACUCAUGCACCUGGAAAAGAUCAAGCUGCUUCACCCACAGUCAGCCGCUGUCGAUCUUGAAAUCAGUCGAAUUAAAAAGAAUCGAAACGAUAUUGAAGCGCUUUUCAAAAACCUCAUCGAUUUCCUGGUCACUGAAGGGAGCGAAAGACGUCUUCUGCUUGAAAAGAGGAGCAGUGUUGAGAACCUCGAUUGCCAUGAUGAGGUCGUGGAAGCUUUCGACUCCAUUUGCAUUGACAUAGACAAGCAUGACUACGCGCUCAAGUACAUGAAUGUGUUGAACAACUUGUGCACCAAGUUCAACGAUCCGGCGAAAAUUAUCAAUGCAAUGAGGACGAUUUGCUUAAAAACACAUUCUCAAUUAAUCUGA
Cooperia oncophora is the source of this 795-nucleotide messenger RNA. The record is from the annotation of a GenBank genome assembly. Lineage: Eukaryota; Metazoa; Nematoda; Chromadorea; Rhabditida; Trichostrongylidae.